Molecule: messenger RNA, 3528 nt
Organism: Chelmon rostratus (copperband butterflyfish)
Lineage: Eukaryota; Metazoa; Chordata; Actinopteri; Chaetodontiformes; Chaetodontidae
Gene: padi2
Product: peptidyl arginine deiminase, type II
Exons: 16
Coding region: 151-2247 (698 amino acids)
Cellular component (GO): cytoplasm
Molecular function (GO): calcium ion binding; protein-arginine deiminase activity
Source: RefSeq, a predicted model, not a curated record
CACAAGUGCUGCCAAAAAACUGCGUGUACUUGCCUAAAGGGCAGACACUGUCUCUCCUGUCUCAGAUUACAAAAAGGAGUCACAUUCCAGCAAUAAUAGGCUGCCGCCCUGUAAACCCUCCACCACUCCGAUCCAAAACUACAGCCAAACAUGUUCCAGCAACUUUCCCAAACCGAGGGACCUGCUUUCUUACACAAGAGGAGAAAAGUGACCUCAGAUUAUCUUCGGACAUGCCGCCUGGACACGGAAAAGCCGCACAGACUUCUGCAUGUUCUUGGCACUACUUUGGAGGCAAACCUGAACAGGAGUGCCCCUCCCGGCUCCAAGUUCUUUUCCGUGAAGUGCACUUCCAGCGUUCAGUACAGCAUCAGCCCCCUGCCCCAGGAGACAUCCCACCUCGCUCCCACCCCUCUCAAUGGAAACUCGCUGCUACUCAUCAGCAUGAGCCACGCUAGUCAUUCUGAAAAUGACAGCAAGCUGUCUGUGUGGUACUAUGGGGAGAAUAAAGAGGUUCUGGGGAAAGCGCUCCUGCACCUGACAGCUGUUGAGAUCUCUCUGGAUGUGGAUGCUGAUAGAGACGGCGUUGUGGAGAAAAACAACCCUAAUAAGGGAUCCUGGAAAUGGGGCUGUAAUGGGCAUGGAGCCGUCCUGCUGGUCAACUGUGACUCAGAGCGGACCUACUGGAAGAAACCAGACAACGAGCAGGACGCCGUCUCCAGGGUGUCAGAUCUGAAGGACAUGUCUGUCAUGGUGCUGCGGACCAGAGGCCCGACCAAGCUGCCAGAGGGCUACAAGCUCACCAUGCACAUCUCUCAGGGUGACGCAGAGAGCAUCAGAGUCUUCAGGUCCAGAUCCAAUGACCCGGUGAAAAAUAGCCUGUCAGAAAGAUUCUUCUAUAAAUACUUUGUGAAAGACUAUCCACUGGUUCUGAGCAGCGAGGUCCUGUCCCAGGAGGUGCCUUACAUCGGAGGUGCAGCGGAGAUGGACUUCUAUGUGGAGGGUCUCAGGUUUCCUGACAAAGACUUCGAUGGGCUCAUCAGCAUCAACCUCAGUCUGUUGGAGCCCAUUUCUGCAGGUCUACCCGAGACGCCCAUUUUCACAGACAAAGUCGUGUUCCGAGUGGCGCCGUGGAUCAUGACACCCAACACCCUGGAGCCUGUCGAGGUGUUUGUCUGCAGCACAUCCGACAACUACCAGUUCCUUAAAGGAAUGAAGAACCUUGUUGCAAAGAGCGGCUACAAGCUGAAGAUCUGCCAUGAGUAUUUGAACAGAGGAGAUCGCUGGAUGCAGGAUGAGCUGGAGUUCGGCUACAUCGACUCGCCUCACCAGCGGUUUCCUGUAGUUCUGGAUUCCCCUCGAGAUGGAAAACUCCAGGACUUUCCAUAUAAUGAACUACUGGGCCCUGACUUUGGCUACGUGACGAGGGUGGCCGAGAGAAAAGACGUGAGCAGUCUGGACUCGUUCGGCAACCUGGAGGUUAGUCCUGCCGUCACUGUGAAUGGGAAGAACUACCCGCUGGGCAGAAUCCUCAUCGGAGUGGCCUUCCCUACGGCAACUAAAGGACGGAACAUGACCAAAGUGGUUCAAGACUUCCUGUGGGCUCAGAAGGUUCAGGAGCCCAUUGCCUUGUUUUCUGACUGGCUCCUUGUCGGCCACAUAGAUGAAUUCAUGACUUUCGUUCCAGCACCUGACAGAAAGGGCUUCCGGCUGCUGCUGGCCAGCCCGGACGCAGCCUACAAACUAUUCAGAGGCUUACAGAGAGACGGACACGGACAAGCCAAGCUGUUCGAGGGUGUGGAAGAUGAGGACCCAAUAUCAGUGGACAAGAUACUUGCUGAUGACAGUCUCCAAGCUGAAAAUAACUACGUGCAGAGCUGCAUCGACUGGAACAGGGAUGUACUGAAGAGAGAGCUGGGCCUGGAUGACGAGGACAUCAUCGACCUGCCAAUCCUCUUCAAGUUAGAGGGGGAGGAGGAGGACGAGUACAGAGCGGCAGCUUAUUACCCGGACAUGGUGAACAUGAUCGUCUUGGGGAAAAACCUCGGCAUCCCGAAGCCCUUUGGCCCCAAAGUGAACGGACGCUGCGCCCUGGAGGCUGAGAUGUGCUCCCUGAUGGAGGGCCUGGGCCUCAGCUGCACGUUCAUCGACGACUUCGCCUCCUACCACAAGCUGCUGGGAGAGGUGCACUGUGGCUCCAACGUCCGCAGGGAGCCGUUUGACUUCAAGUGGUGGAACCUGGAGGUGUGAACGAAAGCUGAGCAGCGGACGGAGGUGGCUUAAAGAGGCAGAAAGACGGGUUGCUUCCAGAACACCAGAUCUUUUAGGAGAGCAAUAGCUCCUUGGGCUUUAGGUUGGAAGAGGUAUUUUUCUUGUCAAAGCCUUACAUUAUCUCUGUGUCUUAAAAUCAUGACAUGCUUAUUUUUUCCUAAUAAUGCACGCCUCAUUUUCGAAUUCAAAUACUUGCGCGGUAACCAUGGUGAAGGAAGAUUUACCCCAGGGGCCUGAUCUAUUUUAUGCAUCUUCAUCUUUAUUAAACAUUUUUCUCGGCUUUAUUUACAAAAAGGAUGAAAAGCAAUAUUUACAAACAAGUCUUUUGAACAAGGGCUUAAGCAGACUGUCGACAAGAACAGAAAUACAAUCAUUUGAAUCGAGCACAUAGAGGAUUCACUCCCAAUCUUGUUGUGGUUCGGACCGGCUGUUGGCGUACAGUGCAAGCACAGUUAGAUGAAUGGUACCACGCAGUGAUGUGCUAUAACAAUACAGAGCCACAAGAGGGCGUACUUCAACUACUCAAGCAUUUCCAAAGUCCAGAGGAAAAUCAUUUGAAAUCACAUCUUUACGUGAAUCAGUUUUAAAGGCUGUAAUACACAAAUAUGUAAUCAUUACAGAAAAUCUCUGUCUGUAUUUUUUAUGACAUUUUUCUGUCGAGCCAAAUGCAUAAUGUGACUUUGUUCAGAGUGAUUUGCAGCUAUAAACAGCUUUAUGGAUACAGUAAGUAGGUUGUUUUGCAUUUGGUCCAGUGUCUUAAACCUUUUGUACUUUCACAAACUAUAAAUGCUGUCAUUAAUUCACCAGAGACAAUAACUCCCGUGUCCACUUCAGUCACAUCACUGAAAUAAAACAGCUCAGCUCAAACCGUAGCCGUUCAUUCCCUCCUGACAGACUGAAGACAGGACAAAGCUUCUUCCUUUAGACUCACCUUCACUGUGGUCAGGAGUCAACACAGUAUCGCCAUUCAUUGGAGCAGAUAUGUACAAAUAAAUACAUAUUUGCCUAGUUUUACAUUCAGUUGCCAGCUGGCAACACAGACCCUCCAUCAGAGCAGCUCACGACACAAUCGUUAGAAAGGCAACUUCAAGACGAGUCACAGUGUAAUUCUUCUUCAGCAACAAAUCAGGUUUUUUUAAAAGGUCAGCGUUUCGAAACAACCAAAAUCGUAGUGCUUGGGUCACGCAGAUAUAUUACAUUUUACAAAUAACGUAGGAAACUGGCAUUUGGCUCUCUAUCAGCAAUGUGCACUGCAUCUGG